UUUGGACUUGCAGACGGGGAGACUACACACUGUCCUCAUUCACUCAUACUCCCUGCUUCAGCUUUUUUUAUUUUCUGAAUUAGUUUCUGAUCCUAUCCUUUGUCCCCUAUAUAGCACUCCAUGCACCCUAUCACACACUCACUCCCUCUCGCACCCACUCACACACACUCACUCAAUCCCUCUCACACUCACUCACUCACUCACUCCCUCUCACACUCACUCUUCACAAAGUACCAGUCCAGAUGUGCUAGGAGUUGAGUUUGAUGAGACACACAAUGAUGGUCCUGAGUAUGAGUGUUCUCCUAAGUAUGAGUGUAGGUGUUUUCCUGUGCCUGGCUGGGGCCAUAGAUCUCCCAAAGUCUAAAAUCCUGGAUGGGCACACAGCUGGAAAACAUGGGAAAAGACUUUCAGUUCCCAAACACAACACAACCCUCACACUGGCCAGCACUGGGCACCAGCAAACUGGCAUCCCUAGCACAGACCGGCUCUCUGCCAUGGGCCACAGACAGCAAGAACUGAACAUUUCAACCAAAAGAAUCGAGAAGAAGAGACCUCGCCCAGGAGAAAAAAUAAGUGUCAAUGUCUGCGCCGCCCAGUGCUGCCCAGGAUGGAGCGUGGCCCCAAAGACUGGGACAUGCACCCGAGCCAUUUGCACCCCUCGCUGCAAGAAUGGGGGUCUGUGCAAGAAACCACAGACGUGUGUGUGUAAAUCGGGCUUUGUGGGGACGCGAUGUGAAAAACUGACAACUUCCUCCGUACACAUUGGGGUACAAGAAAGACUAUUUAAUACAUCGUCUUCAUCGCUGGGUCCGUGCGCGGCCUGCAAAGCUGUGACACCGACAUUCCGCCCAGCGUCACCCACUCCUAUUACCAUCACAACAUCCACUGUGACAACCACAAUGCCAGUAACUAAUAUGGGUGUGCCCAGUAAACUGAAAUACAAAGAAGGCAAGCUAGCCGUCCAACCAGCCAAGAAUAUGAUCUCGCUUAAAUGGCAAUCACUGAGUAUUCAGGAGCUGCAAUCCAUCCUGCAGAGGAAAGGACCGUCUUCCAACGACAAAAUGACCUCCAUCCUGACCAGACAUUUAGAAGCGCAGAAAAAUCGAGCAGCCAAAGCUGGUUGGAAGGAAAGCACCCUCCAGACUCCGAGCGGAGAAUACACCAUUCAUAAACAGAUCCACCGAACUGUCCUCUGCCCUCUGCUGUGCCAGAAUGGGGGUGUCUGUCUGAAGAAGGACCAGUGCUUGUGUCCUCCAAAUUUCACAGGAAAAUUUUGCCAGAUCCCAAUAUCUUCUGGAGCACCCAUAGCUUCCUUAGUCCAGGUUAAUAGCAGCGGAGAACAGAACACAAAGACCAAAUCCGUCUACACACUUCCACUGUCCAACCAUAAACCAGAGAAAGAUGGAGUAGCUUCACUUGUGAAUGUUCUUGUAGAGCACCCUCCAGAGGCCUCUGUAAACAUUCACCAGGUAGAGCGGGUAGACGGACGUGGGGAGCGGAAAGAUGGUGGACGCCAGGACAUCUCUCAGAAUACAGUUCAUCAGGCAGGUCGAGUACCACUAUACAGAAUCCAGGCUCAGAGCAGUCCCAGAAUCAAUGGUUACACAGAGAACUCAGGCUAUGGAUACUGCUUCCGCCGUCUGGAGAAUGGACAGUGUGCCUCCCCAUUCCCCGGCCUUAGAACCCAGGAGGUCUGCUGCAAGGGAAAUGGAGUGGCCUGGGGGGUCCUUGACUGCACACCCUGUGCCGGGUACCAAGGCGAUGCCCUGCUGGGUGCUCUGCCGGAUUCUCCUUGCCCUAAAGGAUUUGAAAAACUCAAUGGCACUUGUGUGGACAUUGAUGAAUGUAAGGAUCCCUCUCUGUGCCAGAAUGGGGACUGCACCAACACUAGGGGGAGCUUCAGCUGUGUGUGCCGACCGGGCUAUCUACUAGACUCUUCAUGGAGCAGCUGUAUCUCUGAUCAUGUAAUCUCGGAAGCAAAGGGCCCGUGUUUCCGGAUUUUGCGUGACGGUGGCUGCUCACACCCCAUCCUCAAGAACAUUACUAAACAGAUCUGCUGCUGUAGUCGUGUGGGCAAAGCUUGGGGCCGAGGCUGCGAGAGGUGCCCUCCUUUUGGCACAGAUGGGUUUAAGGAGACUUGCCCAGCCGGGCCAGGAUAUCAUUACUCGGCGUCUGAUCUGCGUAUCAAUGCCCGCUAUGUGGGGCAGGACCAAGCCAGGGUGCCAGUCAUACGGCAGCCAGGAGUCAGGCGGCCGACUUUCACCACGCCCGCCACAGCCCGUCAGCUGCCCCACGCCGAGACUCGUGUUAACGUACCAGAGGGGAGACAGGACAGGAACCAGGGAGUCUCCACAGACCAUACGGGAUCCACACAAGUCCAAGGAGAAAUCAAUCCUCCUGUGCAAAUUCCAAGGCAAACAGAGACCCGGGUGGAGGCUCCCCCUCAAGAAACCAACUUGUGUGAGUUAAACCCCCAAAUCUGUGGUCCUGGACGCUGCGUUCCCCGCUCUGGCAGUUACGCCUGCGUAUGUAACAAUGGAUACCGGAUCAGCACACAGGGCACCCACUGUAUCGAUGUGGAUGAAUGUCGUCAGAGGCAAAGUCCCUGUGCCAACGGGCGAUGUGAGAACACCAUUGGCAGCUACCGCUGUGCCUGUUCCACCGGAUUCCGCACCAAUCCACAAGGCACGGAGUGCACAGACAUUGAUGAGUGUAGCUCCGAACAACAACUCUGCUCCAGUGGUCAGUGCCAGAAUACUCCCGGCAGCUACCGCUGCCUGUGCUCAUCCGGAUUCACCCUCAGCCCACAGGGAACCAACUGCAUUGACAUUGAUGAAUGCCGUCUAACCACAAGACGUUUGUGCCAGAAUGGCCGCUGUGAAAAUACUCCAGGAAGCUUUCUAUGUGUCUGUCCAGCAGGAUUUGCUGUAAAUACUCAGGGCACAGAUUGCCAAGACAUAGAUGAAUGUCGCCAGACACCUCGUCUCUGCGGUUCUGGUAGAUGCCAGAACACUCCCGGAAGUUACCGCUGCUCCUGUUUAUUGGGUUACCGGAUGACACCACAAGGCAGUGACUGCAUUGAUAUCAAUGAAUGUGAGAAUCCAGCCGUUUGUAUUGGGCAGGAAUGUGUUAACACUCUGGGGUCCUUCGAAUGCCGCCCCUGCCUUCCUGGGUACAAACUUCAGAACCGGCGCUGCGUUGAUCAAGACGAGUGCAUUCAGUCCGUCUGUGGACCCAUCGGGAAAUGUAUCAACACCGCGGGCUCCUUUAUUUGCGAAUGUUUUCCCGGAUUUCAACUUGAUAGUCGCAGGACUAAUUGUACAGAUAUUAAUGAGUGUCUGGAAGGUGAAUAUUGCUUCCCACACGGGGAGUGCCAGAACACGGAAGGUUCUUACACGUGUGUGUGUGCCGAGGGUUACGUGCUGUCUCCUGGUGGUACUUCCUGCAUUGAUCAAGAUGAGUGUCAGCUUGGAACGCUUUGCCAGGGCGGACGAUGCAGCAACACCCAGGGCUCCUUCCAAUGUGUUUGUCCCAGAGGAUUCAGAGCCACUGCCAAUAAGGCAACCUGUGCAGAUAUUGACGAAUGUCAAGAGAGAGAAGCAUCUAUCUGCGGGACUCAAAAAUGUGAGAAUACACUGGGAUCCUACCGAUGCAUCUCUGAGUGUGAUAGUGGAUACAGACGUACUGCGUCAAAUGACUGCGCAGAUAUUAACGAGUGCUCCAAUGCAACGAUUUGUGGCGAUAAUGCAAAGUGUGAGAAUGUGAUUGGCUCCUACCGAUGUACAUGUAACUUGGGCUACGAAAAGUCUAUCGAGGGGCACUGCGUUGAUAUUGACGAAUGUUUGGAAUAUGGAAAUUCGAUCUGUGGGGCAUCACAUUGUGAAAACACUCCGGGCCACUUCAAGUGCGUGACUGAUUGUCUGACUGGUUAUCAGCUCUCGCCCUCGGGAGAAUGCACAGAUAUCAAUGAGUGUCUGACCCUCCAAGGGGUGUGUGGGAGAGCUCUUUGCCAGAACACAGAUGGAUCAUUCUUCUGCAUCUGUCCUAACACCAACGAAGAAUUCGACCCCAUGUCCGGGAAAUGUUUACGAACUGGAGACCCAGUGUUUUCUCAACGUCCCAGCUCACCCCGAAUCUUACCGUCAGGACCAUUGUCUGGCCAGAAUGAAUGCUACUACAACCUUGAAGACCCUAAUGUUUGUCAAAAUGUCCUGGCAAGAAAUGUAACCCAUUCAGAAUGCUGCUGCAGCGUUGGCAAAGGAUGGGGACGGAACUGCCAGUUUCAGAGAUGUCCUGAGGUCGACUCAGUGGAGUACCAGGAGCUGUGCCCCGAGGGUGUGGGGUAUAUUGCAACAGGACAGGGGUAUAAAGAUAUUGACGAAUGUGAAGUCUUCCGAAACCAAGUCUGCAAAGAUGGAAUCUGUGUUAAUAAAGUGCCGUUGUUUGCCUGCUACUGCGCUAAUGGUUACUAUUACGAUCUACACCGAAUGGAGUGCGUUGAUAAUGAUGAAUGCCAGAAAGAAGAGGCUUGCGAGGGGGCUCAGUGUGUGAACACAGUGGGUUCCUAUCACUGUACCUGCAGUCCCCCGCUGGUGCUGGAUGCAUCACAACGGAGGUGUGUCUCCAACUCCAGCCAGUCUAUCGAGAGUAAUCUCGCAUUGUGCUGGCAAGAGGUUGGGGCGAAUUUGAUUUGUAGUCGCCCCCUACUGGACAGGCAGACAACAUACACCGAGUGCUGCUGUCUGUAUGGUGACGCCUGGGGAAUGGACUGCGCUUUUUGCCCAGCAAGAGAUUCAGAUGAUUUCGAAUCUCUGUGUAGUAUCUUCAGAAGUCCAGGAUUUGGGAAUCCCGCUUCGUUACCAUCCGAUCCUUACAGUGAAUAUGGACCAGAAUAUGGCCCUCCAUAUGGGAUUCCAUACGGCCCUGAUGCGUAUGCCAACCCACCUUCCAGGAUAGUGAGGCCUGGUUAUGAUGCCUACCCAUCAGCACCUGGAGGUGGUUUGGAAUAUGGCUCUAGAUCAUCAUCAAGCUACGAUCCUCGAGAUUCGUCAUACAGCCUCCCACCUUUUGAGUCACCUGACUUUGAGUCAGACCUUUCUUACCCUGAUCCUGCCAUAGAUGAUCUAAGGCCACCCUACAGAAGGUCGGAUGUUGUGUAUGACUCACGUAGAGGCCCAUCGUCUCCUAUCUCCAGGCCCAGACGUCCAGUCAACACUCCUGGGCAGGGAUCAGACGAUGGCCGGCAGAGCCAGCCAUGGAGACCUGGAAGUCGGGACACAGAAAGCCUUGCUCCUCAGUCCAACUGGCGUGGAGGCUUGAGGGAAGCAUACGAAGAUCGAUAUGAGCAGUUUGAGGGUCUGCAAGCUGAGGAGUGCGGCAUUGUUAACGGCUGUGAGAAUGGACGCUGUAUCCGUGUCCCCGAGGGCUACACGUGUGACUGCUAUGAUGGCUACAGGCUGGACAUCACACGGAUGGCAUGCAUUGAUAUCAAUGAAUGUGAUGAAGCGGAUGACAUGUCUCUCCUGUGUCUGAACGGGCAGUGCCGCAACACUGAUGGAUCGUACGAAUGCGUCUGUCCCCGCGGCUUUGUUUUGUCGCGUCAGCAUAACUACUGCGUUCCCUCUCAGCACUGAGCCAGUGAAAUCCAUUACAUGGCACACGAAAGACUUUCCACAAAAUCCCGUCUUUUCCCAAAUCUUCGCCUGGGAAUAAAGAUGUCCAGGAAAGUAAAACAGUGAGGGAUAUAUUUAUUUUUCUGUAUAUAUUGGCAAGGGUGUAACUGCCUCCCAAGGAGCAGAUUUUUGUCCCCCCACUCCCUCCCAAAAUCGGAUAUUAUACAAAAAAAUGUUAUCUCGUAGCAUAUGUGUUUCUAACUGAAGGAUGUGGGCCUUGCCCUCAACUGUAUAUCCCAAAAUUAUAAAAAAUGUAUUUCUUACGGAAACAGGCAGCAACAAAAAUGGAGACAGCUGGAAAGUGAGGCGUGAGAGAUCACUAAACCGUGAAUUAUUCAGUAUGCGUCAUUUAGUCAGAAUGCCAAGAAUAGCUAUUUUGACAUACCCUGCGCAAUUUAGCUGCCAAAUUCACUGUUUAGUGAAUACAUCCCUAAUGCACCCCUAGUGCCUACGGGUUGUGUAGAAUUAGGCAGAUGUUCUGCUCCCAUUGCCUUCAUUUAUGAUAAAGAACAUUUUAAAUGCUUAUUGCAUUUUCCAAACUCAGAUCAGGGCAUUAAAAAUCUGCUUUUCAGAACCAAUGACAAUAUCCACAUCAAGCUGCUGUCCCUCCUACGAUUUCUUAAGACAUUUAAAGAGCAAAGAUUGAAACAUAUCUGCUCUACAGGAACGUGAGAAUUAAGUUGCAAAUCUAAUCCAGAGGUGUCACCCCGAAAGGGUUUUUACUAAAUUGAUCAGUCUUCCUUAAAGUUACAAUAGUUUAACGAGAAAUAAAUGCUGUUUAGCAGAUUAGAGACCCGUUUGCAGGUAUAUAUUCCCACCUUACCGCUCCGUAUGUAGCGAAUAGGAUCCUUACAAACACUGUUUAUUCCCCUGACUCUCCACCUACAAUGUUCUCUUUGUUGUUUUAACUCCCAUUCCUCCUUACCAGCCACGCAGCUUUGGGAUGGCCAGGUUUGCGACAGCAUUACGUGAUUGCUAUAAAAUGUAAUGAAAACUAAAUUAAAAGUAUCUUUUAAUAUAACCAAUAUAAGCAAUUACAGUAACAGAAUGUAUGAGAAGCUCUGUGUUAAUAUUACUAUGGUGGCAAACCAUUCAACCUAUCACUGCCCCUCUGACCACCGACUAGAAUUAAUCUGGCCCAACAAAAUAUGAACUCAAUAAAACUUGGCACUCUAUUUAGGAUUUGGAUUGUUUUAAAAGCGCGAUGUUCUGUGUAGCUAUGGAUGACUUAUAUUCCACUCAUACAAUGGAGGGUCUCAUCUUUAUUUUCACUUAUUAACCCUUUGGUAGACAAAUAGGUCAGUUUAAUGAAGUCAUUACGUGGAAAUGUCAGCUCACUGAGAAUUCUGGAAUGACCUCAAACUCCGAAAUUUCCUGUUUAUGACCCACUUUAGGGCUCGUUCACCGCUGUGCACACUGGGGGAUCGAACGUUUACACGUACUGAAAUAUUUCUCCUGAACGAAUCGUUUUCUUUGCUCUACACACAUGCAAAUUGUGCCUUUUUUAUACACGUUUUUAUAGGCUUUGUUAAAAAAAUCAAAUGAAUAAAAUAUAUAAAUAUAUAUAGAAAAA
Molecule: messenger RNA, 7245 nt
Organism: Pelobates fuscus (common spadefoot toad)
Lineage: Eukaryota; Metazoa; Chordata; Amphibia; Anura; Pelobatidae
Gene: LTBP4
Product: latent transforming growth factor beta binding protein 4
Exons: 33
Coding region: 264-5633 (1789 amino acids)
Molecular function (GO): calcium ion binding
Source: RefSeq, a predicted model, not a curated record